Molecule: messenger RNA, 417 nt
Organism: Plasmodium gonderi
Lineage: Eukaryota; Apicomplexa; Aconoidasida; Haemosporida; Plasmodiidae
Exons: 2
Coding region: 1-417 (138 amino acids)
Source: RefSeq, a predicted model, not a curated record
AUGGUGUUCCCACAAUAUAGAUACCCAGAUGUAGAAUACUACAAAACAGUAGUUCACAGUUAUUCCACCAAUCGACCAGGAGUUAUCCCUCUUUCAACAACAGCACAUCAUAACUUGUAUACGCAUCACCAUUAUGACAGUUCAUCUGCUAAUCUAGUUACUACUUAUGUGUUUUUAGUAUUGUUUUUAGCGCUAUGCUACAGAUUAAUUGAUAGAAUGUUUUUCCAAGGUAGAUUAAUAAAUACGAUCUUCAAUUUUAAUCUAGAUGGCGAGGAAGACAUGGACUCUACAAUUAUGGCUGAUGCCGAAUAUCUUCAAGAAAACGUAAAUGAUCAUGAAGAAACGGAAACAUGCAGUUCAAAUUGUGAACAGAGUAAUAAAGUUAAAAAAGAAAAACAAGAAUCUUCUAGCGAUUAA